AUGGCCAGACUCUACCCAAGCCUACUGCUCCUGGUGGCCACUAUGGUUCUUGUAUCCAGAGAUAUUCGCACCUGGGGCUGGAAGAAGGUGGUGAGGGAAUUCAAAGACAUCCCGGAAAGCUAUGUCUAUGUGCAGCAGGCGCUGUGGUUUGCCAUGAAGGAGUAUAACAAGGCCAGCAAAGACAAGUACACUUUCAAGGUGGUGAAAGUGCUGAAGUCCCAGGAGCAGGUCACAGAUAGUUUGGACUACUUUCUUGAAGUCAAAAUUGGCCGAACAAUGUGCAAGAAAGCUUUAGGAGACAAUGAAAACUGCUUAUUACAACAGGAUCCUGAAAUGCAAAAGAUGCUUCAUUGCACCUUUAUUGUUCUAACCAAGCCCUGGUUAUUUGAACUCACUCUGCAGAAGAAACAUUGCAAAGAUAUCUAA
Myotis daubentonii (Daubenton's bat) is the source of this 426-nucleotide messenger RNA. Its product is annotated as cystatin-13-like. Gene Ontology annotation, molecular function: cysteine-type endopeptidase inhibitor activity. The record is from RefSeq and is a predicted model, not a curated record. NCBI's taxonomy places the organism in Eukaryota, Metazoa, Chordata, Mammalia, Chiroptera, Vespertilionidae.